CGGGUGUGCGGGCGUGCCGAGCCUCAGGCCCAGUCAGCUGCCGGCUCCUUCCUCGGCCGGCGCCUCGUUCCCGCGCGCCCCUCACGGGCGGGCGUCCUCCGGCGUCCUGGCUGCUCCGGUCAGGGCUGUCCGGGCGGUCGCUUGGCUGCUGCUGGGCGCGGCGAUGGAGCUCGGCCGCACCGCAGCCGCGACCUCCGCUGACGGCGCUACCGCGGACGGUAUAAGGGCCACAUGUUCUGAAAUUAUUUUAAAGCAAGAAGUUUUGAAAGAUGGUUUCCACAGAGACCUUUCAAUAAAAGUGAACUUUGGAGAAAGUGGCGAGGACUCACAGCCCUGCCGACUAUUAAUUAAACAGCACAUCCCGACAGGACUUCUUGUGGAUCCGUACGAAUUGGCUUCAUUACGAGAGAAGAACAUAACAGAGGCAGUGAUAGUUUCAGAAAAUGUUGAUAUAGAAGCUCCUAACUAUUUGUCCAAGGAAUCUGAAGUUCUCAUUUCUGCCAGACGAGAUCUCCAGUGCAUGAACUGUUUCCAGGCCUUUGUGCCUGUGCACUUCCGCUAUCACCGGCCACACAGUGAAGACGGAGAGGCCUUGAUCGUGCUCAGGAACCCAGAUUUGCUGAUGCGUUGUGACCAAGAGUUCUCAAUUUUGAGAUGCUGGGCUCAGUCGGAAGUGGCAGCUCCUUGUGCUUUGAAGAAAGAGGAUAUUUGCCAGUGGAAAAAUAUGAAGUACAAAUCAGCAUCUAAGAAUGUGACUCUGCAGGUCCCAGUGGGAGUGGCCAUUCAUACCCCUUUAGUAUGUUUUGUGACUCUGUUUGUUACUGUCCUGUGUUCUAUGCUGAUCCUUGUAACUGUUUUCAAGCAUGGUGAUUUUUCCCUUUAAGUUUCAUAUAGUAAAAUGCUUUCUUUAACUUCUAAGAACUACUCACUGAUGAAUAGGGGUAUUGGACUGGACCUGGCUUGCUACUUUUGCUUUUGUCUUUAGCUAUGACUAAAAUUGUGUUUACAAAAGGAAAUUUGGGAUAAUUUUCAGCUAAUUGCAAAAUCUCAUGCCCCAUUGUAUUGAAUAUUGACAAACCUAAACAUCAACUG
Ochotona princeps (American pika) is the source of this 1092-nucleotide messenger RNA. It is a transcript of the gene PIGX, whose product is annotated as phosphatidylinositol glycan anchor biosynthesis class X. The transcript is spliced from 6 exons. The record is from RefSeq and is a predicted model, not a curated record. The coding region runs from base 164 to 883 and encodes 239 amino acids. Gene Ontology annotation, biological process: GPI anchor biosynthetic process. Gene Ontology annotation, cellular component: endoplasmic reticulum membrane. NCBI's taxonomy places the organism in Eukaryota, Metazoa, Chordata, Mammalia, Lagomorpha, Ochotonidae.